Molecule: messenger RNA, 1176 nt
Organism: Nicotiana attenuata
Lineage: Eukaryota; Viridiplantae; Streptophyta; Magnoliopsida; Solanales; Solanaceae
Product: acetyl-CoA-benzylalcohol acetyltransferase-like
Exons: 2
Coding region: 1-1176 (391 amino acids)
Source: RefSeq, a predicted model, not a curated record
AUGGCGGGACGCUACAAUGACACUAGUGCAAUCAGUGAAUUGAGCAGUGAAAGAAUUACCGAUAAGCUGCAAAAAUCAUUGGCUGAAACCUUAACCAAGUUUUACCCUCUAGCUGGAAGAUUCAGAAAAGAUGACCUCUCAAUUCACUGCAACGACGAAGGUGUUGACUAUGUCGAAACCAAAGUCAAGACGAAUCUUGCUGAGUUUCUCCACGAAGGACCCGAGAUCGAUCUUUUGGAUGAUCUUCUUCCAAAAACAGAUAUGCAAUCAAUUCCAUUACUUGGAGUUCAAGUUAACAUAUUCAACUGUGGAGGACUAGUCAUGGGGGUACAAAUUUUACACAUACUAGCAGAUGCUUUCACGUUAGCAACAUUUGUCAAGGAAUGGGCUCAAAUUAGCCAAACAGGGACAACAAAAGGUUGUCUCUCAAGUUUCGAUUUCUUGCCAUCGCUCUUUCCCACAAAAGUGUUAUCAGGACAUCAGUAUUCACUACCUUCUAGUGGAGACCCUGAGAUUGUCACUAGGAGAUUUGUGUUUGAUGCUUUGGCAAUUGCAAAACUCAAAGACAGAAUCGGUUCAAGUAACACGUUCACGAGACCUACUCGAGUGGCGGUCGUUAUGUCGUUAAUAUGGAAGGUUCUAGUGGGCAUAUCAUCAGCCAAACAUGGACAUUCAAGAGAUUCUUCUUUAUUAUUUCCUAUUAAUUUGAGGGGGAAAUUAAAUUUACCAUCAUUAGAAUAUGCUCUAGGGAAUUUCAUCGUACUUGUAAAUACUACUCUUGAGGCAAACCAGUCAAAAGAGUUAAACGACUUUGUUAACAUGAUAGGAAAUACAUCAAGGGGCAUAUCUGUAGAUAUUGGCAAGGCAAGCAUCAAUGAUAUUGCCCCUAUGUUUGUUAAUUGUGACGCAGAAUUUGUAAACAAACUUGGUCAGAAAGACGAGAUGGACAUUUACCUCAGCAGUAGUUGGUGCAGACUCCCCUGGUAUGAAGCAGACUUUGGUUGGGGAAAGCCAUUCUGGGUAAGCAACGUCAGCAAAACAUUUGAAAUAUUUUGUCUGAUGGACACAAAAAAUGGAGAUGGAAUAGAAGCAUGGGUUAGUUUGAAGGAGAAUGACAUGGCUGAAUUAGAGAAAGACCCUGAUAUUUUGACAUUCUGUCCGCCGCUGCAAAAGUAG